GUCUCCGGGGCCCGGGGUUGGGGAGGGGGAUGGCGGCACGGACCGCUUAGGGCGGAGCUGCGCGGGCGAGACAGCCAGCGGGACGCUGCGGACGGGCGCUGCCAUGGACUGGUGACCGCGGCAGCCCCUGCUUGCGUCUCGCUUGCCGGGCGUCCGCUCCUCAGCGCCAUCCCUUAGCCGGGGCCAUGGGCUCGUCGGCGGCCGCGGCGGCGGCGGCAGCGGCUGCAGCGGACUCGGCACAGUGGCUCUCGGUGAAGGAGGAGACCAUCUUCCUACACGACGGGCUGAUCCGGGUCACCGACCUGGCCGAGUUGCCCAGCGAGAUCCUCGGGGCCCCGGAGGCCGCCGACACCGACCUGGAGAUUUUAACAUUUGAGACCAAGAACCCAACAGAGUUAGCAGAACGUUUGCGCUCUAUCUGUGGCAAUCAGAGCAACGCCUAUGCCCGCCUGCUGGAAUACCGCCUGAAUGCCUUGCGUGGACUGUGGAACGCCCAGCGCCAGUUGGCCUUGGAAGAGCAGCAUGAACGGGAAAGUUCGGGUGAUGAAGAGACUUUGGCCCUGCUCAAGCGUCAGGGCUUGCUCCAGCAACCUGAGCAAGCGCCCUUCACAUCACGGAUGGGGCUCCUGCUGGUCUUCCCCCUCAUCCAGUCCCAGAGUAGAACAGACCCCUCUCUCUGUAACAUAACUGCUGAGGUGCUAUUGAACUGUCUGCGUGACUGCCAGCCUUUGAGCCUGACCAAGGAACCUGCUGACUGUCUCAAUGGAAUUGAAACGUUGCUGUGCUCUUGGCUUGAGGAGACUUCUGACACAGGCCGACACAUACCACAUAAGCAAAAAGAAAAUGCUGCUGCUGCCCUGGUGGCAUUGGCCUGUGCCAGGGGGUCUUUGAAAACUUUUGUCCACACAGUCCAUCUAUUACAGAAACAGACUGAUCUAGGGUCCCUGCCUGUCGCUGAUGUACUGUAUAGGCUGUUGCUUUUGGAAGGGGGGCCUGGAUCCCCCUCUUGUUUGCUCGGGGGCAAGCACAUAGUAUCAUGGGGGUAUGAAGACAUGCUGCCUGCACCAGACAGCAAUGCUGGCUCCAGCUCUGAAAGUAAAGAUGCUGAUUUGGGACGCUGUCUCACUGCUGACGGUCUUUACCUGUACACUACUAACUCAGUUGGAAGAGGAGUAAGCAAAUUGGGGUCUGGAUUACAUGGUACUCUCAGAGGCUUUGUGUACUGCCGGAACGAGGAUCUGGAGCCGGGAUGGGUGGCUUUUGGCAGUGGCAGGCUCCUCCAUCGGCCUGUGUCUUUCGAUAACAAACCUCACUCCCUUUUCCAGCUCAUUGACCAGAACACCCUCCAGGUAUGUCAGACGGUGCCCAUGCCAGCCAAUCACCUCCCCAUUGGCAGCACCAUGAGCACUGUGCACCUCUCUUCUGAUGGCACUUACUUCUAUUGGAUCUGGUCUCCUGCUAGCCUGAAUGAGAAAACCCCAAAGGGGCAUUCUGUCUUCAUGGACAUCUUUGAACUUGUGGUUGAAAAUGGGGUAUUUGUAGCCAGCCCGCUUCAGGAACGCACCAUUCUCAUGAGAAAAGAGGGCGAGUCUGCUAAAAGCAUCAAUGAGAUGCUUCUGAGUAGACUCUCUCGGUACAGAGCUUCCCCAUCAGCGACACUUGCUGCCCUGACUGGCUCCACCAUCUCCAACACCCUGAAAGAGGACCAGGCAGCAAAUACUAGCUGUGGACUUCCUCUAAAAAUGCUCCGGAAGACGCCCAUCUACACCUGUGGCACAUACCUGGUAAUGCUGGUCCCCCCUCCAGGAGGGUCAGGCAGCUCUGCCACACGCUCUCUUUUUGGUGGAACAAGUGGUUUGUCAUCUUUAAAAAUCCUGGCCUCCAGCCUGGUGUACAACAUCUCUGAUGGUCAGUUCACAAGCCGUGCAGAUCUCAUGGAUGCAGCUGGAAGCUCCCUGGGGCGUGGUGCUCUGGUACCAGGAUUGGGCGCCUGUUACGACACAGUGAACAACAUGCUAUGGACGUGCUCAAAUGACUACAUUGAUCAGUGGUGCAACCCUGGGAAUCAAGCCUUCCAUUAUGUGUGCCAGAGACUGGGAGUCAGCCACAUCAUCACGGAGCCCAAAGAAGAGGCUAUAACCACGAAUGAGGUUAUAAACCAGUUGUUGCACCAUGUUGGUGCAAUGUGCAUACACCAGCUCAAUCUUCUGGCCACCAACCCCAACCUUCCCAUCACAAGCGUCCUGGGCAAGCAGCACCCAAUUGAAGCACACCAUCUGAGCAGCAUUUGUGACAUCAUGGAAAAGGCCAUGGUUAAUGGAGACACCUGCAUCAUACGCUGCGUUCUCGUUGUCUUUCAGGUGGUGUUUAAGUUUUUCUUCAGCCCACAAACUGAAAGGAACCGAGACAUCAUUCGUCGGUCGGGAUUGCUGCUUUGGCAGUUAUUGAUGGCACCAAAAGAUCAAAUCUGCCUUGAAAUUCAGAAGGAGGUCUGUCUUGCCAUCAGCUCUGGCUUAAAUAUCUUGUACCCAGGUGAAACGGAAAUCAAUAACUUACUUAAGUUGGUCUUAACAGAAGGAGAGAGAAACAGUGGACUCUCCCAGCUGCGAGAUGUGAUCCUCACCAAUUUAGCUGAACAGCUUCAGAACAACCGAUUCGGCAGUGAUGAGGACGAUCAUUACAGACUAAAUGAUGAACUUUUACACUACAUUCUGAAGAUUGUUGUACGAGAAUCCUGUAUCUUAAUCACCAAGUGCCAAACUGUCUCUAAAGAGGAUUUUCAGAAACUCCUUUCAACUGUGCCUGCCGCAUCCUCCUGCCUGCGCUAUCUGAUGGCCGUUCAGAACCACCUUCUCAGUAACACUAUUUUGAUUAAACCCGAUGACAAUGAUGACAGUGACAGCUCCUUGCAGGGAGAGACAUUGAAGGUACAGGAGCUCAAGGUCAGUAUUUUGGCUCUUGCCACCCAAAUCCUGACUGGAUGUGAUGAAGUACUGGAAAUGCUGCAGCAGGUCACCACUGCCCUCAUAAACAGUGACAUAGCAGACCGCGAGCAGAGGUUAAAAGGCUUGGAACAAGUUACCAAAGCCACGAUGUUGGGUCACCUCCUCCCGGUGCUACUGACCUCUCUGAUGCACCCCAAUCUGCAGACCCUCACCAUGGCCGACGCGUUGAUGCCUCAGCUCGUGCAGCUGGUGCUCUACACCAGCCAGACGGCUUUGCUGCUUAAAACCCAGUGUCCAGUUUUUGCCGAAAUGGGCUGUUCCCCAUGUGGCACAUCAGACCAGAAGUGCAGGCUGUUCCCCGAUGAGAGAAUGCUAGAAGAGAAGGAAGAGCCAGGCUUUCUCACUGGCUUAAAGAUUCCUGCCCCCUGGGCUGCUGGGAAGACUGUGGAAACAGUUCAUCCUGUCAGAGACAACUAUAAGUUUAAAGAAACAGUCCACAUCCCAGGAGCUCGCUGCCUGUAUCUGAGAUUUGAUAGCAGAUGCUCUUCGCAGUACGACUAUGACAAAUUGGUGAUAUGCGCGGGGCCUAACACAAACAGUAGGAAGGUUGCUGAAUAUGGAGGCAACACUCUGGGAUAUGGCAGCCGUAGUGUCUUAGGAACUGGUUGGCCGAAGGACUUGGUGAAGGUGGAAGGCGAUACAGUCACCUUCUCCUUUGAAAUGAGAAGUGGCCGUGAACACAACACACCUGACAAAGCUAUGUGGGGCUUUGCUUGCACAGUCCGCGCUCAGGAGUCCUCGGAGGAUGUCUCAGGAGGAUUGCCCUUCCUGGUUGACCUGGCUUUAGGUCUGUCUGUGUUAGCUUGUUCCAUGUUAAGAAUCCUGUACAAUGGACCAGAAAUUACCAAAGAAGAAGAAGCCUGUCAGGAGCUAUUGCGGUCCAAACUUUUACAAAGAUGCCAAUGGCAGGUGGAGGCCAACGGUGUCAUCUCCCCUGCCCUUACUCCCAGCCCCUCUCCACUGCCUCUGACCAUAGAGGAAGACAGAGAAUUCACCUACCCAUCAGAUGUCCUCGUGCCUCCUGUUGGGAACUACUUCGAGCUCCCCCGGAUCAGGCUGCCUCCUGGAAUCAUGAUAAAGCUCAGGGAAAUUUCUGGGCGUGCUAGGCCUCAGUUUAGGCCAAGUAUAAAAGAAGUGAUUCAGCCUGACGUGAUGGAGGAGAUGGUGGUGUCAUGUGUCAUUAAGCAUUUGAAUUUGGUCGAUGCACUACAGUCUCUAAUAAAUUUCCAAUAUCAAGAAGAACAUGCAGAAGAGUACGACGUAUUGUGUAAAAUUAUGGGAGAGACCUUUAAGAAACUCAGUGCCAUGGAGCGACACCUGCAGAGUGUUGCAGAACUGGAACAGAAGUGGCAAAGUGAGGUUGAUGAUGCCAUGCAGGGAAAACUGGAAAACAACAUGCCUUUCUUUUAUGAUUACCACUUCAAUGAGAACAAAAUGAAAGAACUAGAACUUUUGUGUUCAAUGAAGGAGGUCUCCUUUGAUGGAAAUGAUCUUGAAAACAUGGUCCUAUCACUGAGGGAGAAGUUCCUACAGGAAGUGAACUCUCUUAUUCAGAAACCCUCACACCCACUGGCUAAGACGAAGACACUGGUGAAGAGUCUCAUGAACCGGGCCGAGCUGCUGCUGCAUGUCACCAUUGCAGCCCAGUCUGGCCUCACCAGGAGCAUCUCGGGGACCCCUGCAGAGACGCCGGCUUGUAAAUCUGCGUCUGAAACAAAGGUGAUAUCUCAUGCUGUCCGCCAGCCAGUUUUUCUUCGCAGCAUGUCAGCUCCUUCUGACCUAGAAAUGAUUGGUAAUGAAGAUUUGGAAUUUACAAGAGCGAAUCAGAGGCGGCGUCAUGUGACCAGCCACCGCAGCAGCUCCUUUACCCUCCUGCAGUCACUGGCCAUUGAGGACAGCAGGGACAAGCCCACCUACAGUGUCCUGCUGGGACAGCUGUUUGCUUUUAUUGGCACCAACCCUGACCAAGCUGUGUCCAGCAGCAGCUUUCUUUUGGCUGCACAGACAAGGUGGCGGCGGGGAAACACACGCAAACAGGCUGUGCACAUGCGGGAGCUGCUGACAGCCGCUGUGCGCGUUGGAGGAGUGACGCAUCUGGUGGGUCCGGUGACCAUGGUCCUUCAGGGAGGACCCAGAAUCGAAGAGCUCACCUGUGGUGGGAUGGUCGAGCAGGUCCAAGAAGCUUUCGGGGAGACCAUGACUUCUGUGGUGUCUCUGUGUGCUCGGUACCCUAUCGCGUGUGCAAACAGCAUUGGACUCUUAUGCACCAUACCCUAUACCAGGAGCGAAGAGAAAUGCCUGGUCCGCAGUGGCCUUGUGCAGCUCAUGGACCGACUGUGCAGCCUGAGCAGUCAGACUGAGUCCAGCUCCAGUGAGAAGCAGACCAAGAAGCAGAAGGUGGCCACCAUGGCCUGGGCUGCCUUCCAGGUGCUGGCCAACCGCUGUGUGGAGUGGGAGAAAGAGGAAGGUGGCUCCACAGAGGCUGUGCACUCAGGGCUGGCCCGUCAGGUGUCCAGCCUCCUCACCAACCAUCUUGCCCGAGCAACUGAGUGCUGUGGCAACCAAGCUGCUGGGAACGACGCUCUGCAGGAUGUCCUGAGUCUUCUCAAUGACCUCUCGAGGAGCCACAUAGGGAAAGCCAUCCUGAGUCAGCCAGCGUGUGUGUCCAAACUCCUGUCUCUGCUGCUGGACCAGCGCCCAUCCCCAAAGCUGGUCCUGAUCAUUCUUCAGUUGUGCCGGGCAGCGCUGCCACUGAUGAGCGUGGAGGACUGUGGGAAUGUGGAGCUUCCACCCUGGAGCUACUCUGUCCCCUCCCUGAAUAGUGAGCAGGAGGAUCCCAGUGACCCAGCUUCCAAGAUCGCCUCCCUGCUGUUGGCCAAGCUGGCAGAUUAUGUGGUUCCAGGAUGUCAGACAGUUCUUUCUCCUACUGCUUCUGAACCUGACACCACAUUGACAAAAAGCAGUCCCAAGAAUUCCUUAAAAGGAGAUAAAGAUCCCGGAGAAGAGAGUGAAGCAGUGGAUGGCAAGCUCUCCAUAUUUAUCCACAAGCGGGAAGACCAGUCCUCCCAUGAAGUCCUCCAGCCAUUACUCAGUAGCUCAGAAGGGCGGCCCUUCCGGCUUGGUACUGGUGCCAACAUGGAGAAGGUUGUGAAGAUGGACCGAGACAUGACAAAGGGAGGCUGUUGUGAAGUGAUUACAGAAGAGGCCUCAGCUGCCCUGCGGAAAGCAACCAAGUGGGCACAGUCAGGUCUCAUCGUCAGCAUUGGGCCACCAGUGGAAUCCAUCAACCCCGAGACAGUGAGUGGACUGUCCACAGGCGACAAAAAGAAAACCGCCCAAACCUCCAUCUGCCGAGAGCGGAACUCUGAACUUGCCAGGACUGAUCCCGUCCGGCCCUUCAUCAGCGGGCACGUGGCCAACAGCAUGGCUGCAGAAGUGAUCGCCCUGCUGCACAGCUUGCUGAUGGCACCCGAGUCAAACGCUGCUCAGAUAUGGACCACAACGGCAGAGAAGGUUCUGUCUCGUGCGCUGAUGUACAUUCCGCAGCUGGGGAAAUACGCAGAAAGCAUUCUGGAAAAUGGCAGCAGCAGUGGCAGAAAACUCGCUAGACUUCAGAGAAUCGCACGCCAGGCUGUUGCUGCACUGUGUGCGCUUGGGGGCUUCAAAGAGACAAUCAAGAUAGGAUCUGAGGUUCAGGUUCUAGGUAGAGGAAUUUCAGGAAGCAUCGGAGUUGUGGCUUCCAUCAAUGAGCAGGAAGGGAUAGCUACAGUCAGAUUCCCUCCCAUAGACUGUCGAAAGACCUCGCAAGCAUCAGACACAUUGACGAUUCCCCUGUCUAGACUUUGCGUUCCAAGGUCAGAGGCACUGCCUCUCCACAAGCUGUCCAUCACAGAGAAGGUGGUGCAGGCAGUGCAGUCCAUGCUGCUCCCUCAAGAGGGAAGUCUCUCUAUUCACACGUCACUUCCUGCAACAGGAGAUGGGGCAGCACCAGUGAUGGCAGUCGUGCGGCUCCUGGCUGAAAUCAGAACAAGAGCCUGCCUGGUCAUGGCCCAACUUUUAGAAGACAGCUUGUUCUGUGAAGAAUUCAUACAGCAGUGUCCAGCAGCCGUGGAAGUCCUUAACCUCGUGGCCCAGGAAUGCAGUGCUGGAGAGCGACUUGCAGUUGUGGAGGUGCAGUGUGAGCGCCUGAGGAUGCUGUACCGGGACUGUGCUCGGCCCCCACCACCUCCCCUGCAGGCUGACCGGAGACAGCCUAAGGAGAUCACUUGGAGCCCCUCAAGAGUGUUCCCUCCAGUGCGUGCCUGCAUGUUCUCGUCGCACCUGACCUCUGUCACCUUUCUGGCCGACCCCAGUGCUGGGGGAGGUCUGCCCCGGGGCACUUUUAUCUAUGCUACCUCGCCUCUGCCAGUUCAGGCCCCAUCUUUUUACUGGGAAAUUGAAAUUGUUUCCUAUGGAGAUACUGAUGACGAUACCGGACCAAUAGUUUCCUUUGGCUUUGCUACAGAAGCAGAGAAACGAGAUGGGGCAUGGACCAAUCCAGUGGGUACUUGCCUUUUCCACAACAAUGGCCGAGCUGUGCACUACAAUGGCUCCAGUCUGCUGCAGUGGAAGAGUGUUCGCCUAGAUGUUGCUCUUUCUCCUGGUGAUGUGGCAGGAAUCGGCUGGGAGAGGACUGAAGGGACUCCGCCCCCGCCAGGUCAGCCGGCCAAAGGCCGAGUGUACUUUACAUACUGCGGGCAGCGUCUUUCACCAUACCUCGAAGACGUCUCUGGUGGGAUGUGGCCUGUGGUUCACAUUCAGAAAAAGAACACCAAAACUCGAGCCAACUUUGGCUCCCGCCCGUUUGCCUAUGCUGAAGGGCAGGCCCACCGCAAUGCCGCUGACCUGUGCACCGACCUGGCGGAGGAGAUCAGUGCUAACUUCGAGGCCCUGCCCUUUGCUAUGGCAUCUGACAGUGACAAUGACGCUGGCACCAGUAUUGCAUCAGACCCAGGCACUCACGGGCCACCAUGUCGGAUUGCUGCCGUGGCUACCGCACAGCAACAAUAUGAUAGUGACACCUCCUGUCACUAUAAAGUCGAGCUCAGUUAUGAGAAUUUUAUCACCUCUGGCCCAGACCCUCACCCACCUCCCAUUGCCGAUGAUGAAAGUGAUGAUGACGACGACGAUGACAUCCCACAGGAGGACCAUUAUGCCCUGCUGGUGAAAGCGUGGGAGACCAAGGUAUUCCCCACCAUCCGAAGACGCUUCCGCAAUGAAGCAGAGCGGAAAUCAGGCCUGGACCAGAUCAAGGGUGCUCUACAACUAGGCAUGGUGGAUAUCGCCCGGCAGACCGUGGAAUUUCUCUAUGAGGAGAACGGUGGCAUCCCAAGAGACCUUUAUCUUCCCACCAUUGAGGACAUUAAAGAUGAAGCCAGCAAGUUCACAAUUGACAAAGUUCGAAAAGGUCUCACUGUAGUGACACGCUCUCCAGACACCAAUAACGUAGCUGGCAGUACUGUUGGAACUGCUCUGCCAAAAUUUGCCAUCCGAGGGAUGCUGAAAACCUUCGGCCUUCAUGGAGUCGUCCUAGAUGUAGAUUCGGUGAAUGAACUGGUACAGGUAGAAACGUACCUCCGGAGUGAAGGUGUCCUGGUGCGAUACUGGUACCCUAUUGAUAUGUUGGAAAGGCCUCCAGCAGGCUACCGAAGGACUGCCACCAAUGGCCUGGUCACACUAGAUAAUACCAACCUUCAAAUUCACAGAGAGCUGCUGCGGUGCGAGGCCUCGCUGGCCCGGCUGUACUGCCGCAUGGCUCUGCUCAGCAUCUUCGCCCCCAAACUGCCUCACCUGUUCACCCGCCUCUUCCACAUCCCCGCCAUCCGGGACAUCACGCUGGAGCACCUGCAGCUCCUGUCCAAUCAACUCCUUGCUCCUCCCCUUCCAGAUGGCACCAUCAGUUCCAGCUCUAUCCUCCUGGCACAGUCUCUGCAGCAUUGCAUCCACUCACAGAACUGCUCCGCCACUGACCUCUUCUACCAGGGCAGCUCCCAGACAGUGAGAGAGUGGCUCAACGUGGCCAUCACCCGCACCCUGCACCAGGGCGAGGAGAGCCUGCUGGAGCUGACAAAGCAGAUCUGCUCCUUCCUGCAGACAGCACCAGAGCAGUUCCCCUCCGAAGAGUUCCCCAUUUCGGAGUCCAAAGUCAACGUGGCUGUUAACUUCCCCGGAGCAGCUUUCGUUGUGGUGUCUUGCAAAGAGAGUCAGUCUGGAUUCCGCAAAGACUCCUCUCUGUACAAGGCGCCAUGGGCACGUGUGCUCGUGUAUGGGCUCGGCCACAAAGUGAAGAGAACCGGCCAGCUUAACCUCAUCGAGGCCGCCUGUUACCCACGGGACGCAUCCCCAGCCAACACUGGGCUCGCACCUCCACCCACCGCCGACCAGUACCCUUCUGUGGUCCUCUCCACAGACAGGGUCCACAUCAAACUGGGAGUGUCUCCACCUCCGGGAGCCGUGUUGGUGUUACAUUCUCUGCCUCUGGAGUUCCCGCUGGCUAUGGCCUUCGCAGAGCAACUGCUGUCCUGGAAAUCGGAGGAUGGCGAGGGGAAGUCGGAAGAUGAGCCUGACGCCAUCCCCACGUCAGUCCUCUUGCACGUGGUGGAGCUGCUAGGAAACUUCUUGUGGACCACAGACAUGGCUGCCUGCGUGAAGGAGCUGGUCUUCCACCUCCUGGCCGAGCUCCUGCGCACAGUACACGCCCUGGAACAGCAGAAGCACCCGGCCGGCCUGUCCUCCUCCAUCGCCCUCCAGCUGAACCCCUGCCUGGCCAUGCUGAUGGCCUUGCAAUCAGAGCUGCACAAGCUGUAUGAUGAGGAGACACAGGGCUGGGUCUCUGGCAGCACCUGUGGGGGCUCUGGGGCUGUGGCUUCCGGUGAGCACGGCAGGUUCUCCACGUAUUUCCACGCACUCAUGGAAGGGUGCUUGGCAGUUGCCGAAGUGACCCUACCCACUAACAUGAGUGUCACUGCCAGUGGGGUGACCUCAACCACCACCCCAAACCUCAGUGACUCGUCCUCCUCCUCCUCGUCCUCCCCAGGACAGACCCCGCAGAGCCCUAGCCUCCUAUCCAAGAGGAAGAAGGUGAAGAUGAAGCGGGAGAAGUCCUCCUCUGGGAAGCGCCAGUCUUCCCGCACCGGGGACUCUGACACUGCUGUGCUCAGUAUUGGGGGUGGCAAGCCUGAGGACAUGCUGUGGUUCCACCGUGCCCUCACCCUGCUCAUCAUCCUCCGCCACCUCACCAGGAAGGACCCGCAGGGCCUGGGCGUGACAAGUGACGCCAUUGCUGAUGCCUGCCAGGCCCUAGUGGGCCCCACUGCCCACAGCCGCCUGCUGGUCAUCUCCGGCAUCCCCACCCACCUGGACGAGGCCAUUGUCAGAGGUGCUAUCCGAAAGGCCUGCAAUGCCCAUGGAGGGGUCUUCAAAGACGAAAUCUACAUUCCACUGCAGGAAGAAGACCCCAAGAAGCCAAAAGACAAGGCCGAGGGUGGCGACAGCAAAGUGGAGCCAGAGAAGUCGCUCGGCUUCCCCAGUGCAGACAGCUUGGAAGGGAGCACAUCCAGUAGCCUGGCCCCCGCCAUGAGCAUCAGCGCCUCCGCCUCCACUAGCCAGGCCUCAGUCUGCAGUUCUCAAGGAGUCUCACAGACCGUCAGUGACCUCUCAGUGGACCCACUGCCUCUAGGCCUCGAGCUGCCUGUCCCUCCUGGCGUACUGGAGCCUCAAGUGGUGUCCAGUCAGGAGAGCCUGGACAUUUCCCUAUGCAGCACUGGCAGCCUGGGCAGCCUGGGCAGCCUGGGGGAGCCCCUGGACAACGCAGAGACAGCCUCGGUGUCGGAUGUGGGUGCCAUGUACACAGUCACCUCCCUGGAUACCCAGCCCCUCGUGGUGCGCCCCAUCAAAGGCUUUGCGGUCGUGGAGAUAAGAUCCCGAGCCAAAAUUGAGAAAAUUCGGGCAAGCUUGUUUAAUAAUAAUGAUUUGAUUGGCUUAUCAAGUUUGGAUGGCGAGGACGAGCUGAUGGAGAUGUCCACAGAGGAGAUUUUGACUGUCUCCGUGGUGAAUCAGAGUCUGUUCGACACGCAAGGGAGCCCCGGGCUGGAGGACUACUUUAAUGACAAGUCCAUUAAAGGUGAGAAGCUGGUACCUGGAGCCAGAGAGGUCCUGACGGAAAUAUUCAAGAGCUGUGCCCAUUCAGAGCAGACCCUGAGCCUGACACCAGCAAAGCCCAUCAGGGUCUCUGACAUAUAUCUCAGCAAAGAGCAGAUCAACUCCCAGACCCCAGGCAACCUCCUCCACCUCUUCUUCACCAAUGUCCGGCCUCCCAAGAAGGUGCUGGAGGACCAACUCACACAGAUCCUGAGGAAAUAUGGUGUGCCAAAGCCCAAGUUUGACAAGAGCAAGUACAGCAAAACUGGGAAGGAGCAACACCCCAUGAAGGUGGUGAGCACCAAGCGGCCCAUCACCAAACCACCUGCUAAGGACAAAGCCGUGCUCAACAGUGUCAGCAGGACUGCCUUAAGUGAGAAGAAGCCAACUGUGAAGGUCAAAUCCCCUGAAAAGAGCAAACCAGAUGAAAAGGACCCAGAAAAGUCACCUACCAAAAAGCAAGAAGUUCCCGAGGAGAAGUACCUGACUUUGGAAGGGUUCCACAAAUUCGUCAUUGACCGAGCCAAGCAAGACAUCCGGAGCGUCUGGAGGGCGAUUUUAUCCUGUGGCUAUGACCUUCACUUUGAGAGGUGCGCCUGCAUUGAUGUCCGACAUGCACAGAAGGCCUCCAGGAAGUGGACCCUGGAGAUGGAUGUGGCACUUGUGCAGUACAUCAACCGGCUGUGCCGCCACCUGGCCAUCACACCAGCGCGGCUCCAUCCCCACGAGGUGUACCUGGAUGCUGCAGACGCCACUGACCCCCGGGUGGCCUGUCUCUCGAGCGUGCCUAUCGAGAGUCUGCGCCUGCGUUUUGCCCUUCUGCAGUCACUUAACACCACACUGGAGACUUUCUUCCUGCCCCUGGUGGAGCUGCGGCAGACGCCCGUGUACACCCACAGCAUCGCUGCCUUGCUGAAGGAGGCCAAAGGGCUGAUCUUUUAUGACACGAAGGUGACGGUGAUGAAUCGGGUUCUGAAUGUCACUGUGCAGAGGACAGCUGACCACGCAGCACCUGAGAUCACCUUGGACCCGCUGGAGAUUGUGGGAGGAGAAAUCCGAACCUCUGAGAACUCCUACUUCUGCCAGGCUGCCAGGCAGCUGGCCUCUGUGCCGUCUUCUCAGCUCUGUGUCAAGCUGGCCAGCGGCGGUGACCCCACCUAUGCCUUUAACAUCCGCUUCACCGGGGAGGAGGUCCACGGCACCAGUGGCUCUUUCCGCCACUUCCUGUGGCAGGUGUGUAAAGAGCUUCAGAGCUCCUCCCUGUCGCUGCUCCUGCUGUGCCCCAGCUCGGCUGUCAACAAGAACAAGGGUAAGUACAUCCUGACGCCGAGCCCCAUCACCUAUGGAGAGGAGCAACUGCUGCACUUCCUGGGCCAGCUGCUGGGGAUCGCCAUGCGAGCCGACGUGCCUCUUCCGCUGGACCUCCUGCCGUCCUUCUGGAAGACACUGGUGGGCGAGCCCCUCGACCCCGACCAGGACCUGCAGGAAGCAGACAUCCUCACCUACAACUACGUCAAGAAGUUUGAGAGUAUCAGCGACGAGACUGAGCUGGAGGCCCUGUGUGCCGAGAUCGCCUCCCAGCACCUGGCCACCGAGAGCCCCGACGGUCCCAACAAGCCCUGCUGCAGGUUCACCUACUUGACCAUGACGGGCGAGGAGGUGGAGCUGUGCAGCCACGGCCGGCACAUCCCCGUGGCGUGGGAGAACAAGGACAUGUACGCAGCAGCCAUCCGGAGCCUGCGGCUGCGUGAGCUGCAGAACGCAGAGUGCGUGACAGCCGUGCGGGCCGGCCUGGGCUCCAUCAUCCCCCUGCAGCUGCUUACCACCCUCAGCCCACUGGAGAUGGAGCUGCGGACCUGUGGCCUCCCCUACAUCAACCUCGAGUUCCUGAAGGCCCACACCAUGUACCAGGUGGGGCUGAUGGAGACGGACCAGCACAUCGAGUUCUUCUGGGGAGCUCUGGAGACAUUCACACAGGAGGAGCUCUGCAAGUUCAUCAAGUUCGCCUGCAACCAGGAGCGGAUCCCAUUCACCUGCCCCUGCAAGGACGGCGGCCCCGACACAGCCCACGUGCCCCCGUACCCGAUGAAGAUCGCCCCUCCGGACGGCACGGCAGGUUCCCCAGACUCUCGCUAUAUCCGCGUGGAGACGUGCAUGUUCAUGGUCAAGCUCCCCCAGUACUCCUCUCUGGAAAUCAUGCUGGAAAAACUGCGCUGUGCCAUUCACUACCGCGAAGAUCCCCUCAGUGGCUGAUGGGAAAGAGCCUCCAGAAUUAGGCUGUCACCAAGGCACCGUGAUGCCAGCUGGGGAAGCCUGCCACUGCAGGCACGUCCCUCCAGAGCCCUGUGUGAGGAGUUGGUGACCUUUUGCUUUUCCGAACUUUCGUCCACAUUCCAGGGCCUCCUGGAAGACUUAGCCUUUUGUAUUUGUCCGUUUCGUGAUGGGUGGGUUCUUUUGCUGCUGUUUGUGGUGUAUCUGUAUGAUAGUUUAGUUCCCAGUUUGUGUCUAAUUUGAUCUUCCUGGACGUUGUCCCUCAUGGCUACCACAUUCUGAUGCCAUAAGGCCCCAGCUGAUUCCUCAUCACAGAACCACCCAGCAGGAAGCUGGAGUUGAGAUGACCUGUCACUCAAAGCGUCCUGUUCUUUCUGCAAAUCGUCUCCACAAACACACUCAUGGCCAGUCCUGUCCUCUGCCUCGCACUGGCGUCUCCCAGAGGCAGCUCCUGCAGGCCUCCUUCCAUCCUGAGACAGCAGGGCCAGUGCCCAAACCCACAACAGACACACAGGGAGCUUUGUUAGUCUGUUUUAGAAUUUGUUCCCAGCCUUGGUUUUUCUGAGGAAAAGCCCACAGUGGUUCCCCUCCCACAGCCAUACCUGCCACCUGUUUCUUCUGGGCCCCCGGGGUGACAAUUUCCCCAGGACUCCUGGGAGCAGAGACCUGAACUAAGGCUCCAGGCCUUAAGUUCAUAUGCAGGCUCGGUGCAUCCGACUGCAGGCGCUGAGAGGACACCCGGAGCUGCAAGGACAGUGCAGGUGGGGCCUUUUCCAAAACUGUUUAACAGGAAAGCACAUGAUUCAAGCCUACCCCACUUCCGUGCUCAGAAAUGGCCCUUCCUCAUGCCACGGCAAUGAGGAAAAGAGGAAAGGGCUACAUGCCUGUUUUUUAAAGACUGUCCGAGGUGCUCUGCCUAAUCCAGGGUCUGCUUCAGUGACUCAGACCUUCAAGUUCAGAUGGAGACUCCAAGGGGUCCCUCUGUUCCCCAGCUGGCCUACCCAGCACCCCUCACACCCCAGUAAGUGUGUGUGCCAGGGCUGAGCUGCCUGCAGUUUCACCCACUGCCCCAGCACGUCUGUGCCCCAAAUACGUCUUUGUCCACUGGUACUUUGUUCAGGAGCAGCACGUGCCACCUUGUUGGACGCUGUCAUUUUGGGCCUUGCCUGUUCUCAGAGUGGCAGUGCUGUAGUUACUGUAUGAUAUUGCGCACACAAGGUCCUGAGUGAGUGCUGUCUGGAAGUCUGAGGAAGAGGGUGCCACCAUUCCUCCGUUCUGCAGUGGCCUCGGUUGUUGGAAGGCAUGUGAGCUUUUUUAGCACUGUCAGCAUCCAUCUCCUCCCUGUUCUGCUUAGGCAAAGCAUUAAGAACCAUUACAGAAAAGAGCCCCAACCCGAGGACGAGGUAAACUUAGGUUCGCUGGUGACGGCUGCAUCAGUCGCAUGGGAUGUGCCUGCAUCCCAUGGAGGUGAGUGCCUGCAGGUCCCCUCCUCUGAAAAAAGAUGGCUGCCACAGCCCCUGUGAUGGGGGCAGAGGUCACAUGAGGAAUGUGCUCCUGAUGAGGAGCCUCUUAUUUCGUUUCUGCAUAAUGAAAGAGCCUUUGAAUUUACUACAAGUGGUUUUUCCUCCAUCUUCCAAUUGUUUGGUUCCCCCCAGUCAUCUCGAGUGGACUUGGUUUCUGCCAGCAACCGCCCCAAGAGGGGUUCCGGAAGCUUCUUUGGCCAUCACUUGAUUAGGCAACAGCUGUGAGUGAGAUCGCUGCUGCUAACUCAGCUGCGUCUCCCAGAGAGCACACUGAGGUCCAGACAGACCCAAACCUUGGCCCUAAACAUUGUGUGCUGUACAGUUACUUGAUGUAUAUUUAUUAUAAUUAUUUAUGGUUGCAUUUAAUCCGAUGCUGUUUACACUAGGCUGUGUAAAGGAAGCUCACUACAGGAAAAAACGUCACACCAAUAAAUAACCUCCAUCUAGUUCUGACCUUCCCUAAGAGUUUGAUCAUCUACACUUGCUAAGCAAGGUCGAGCCGGCGCUGCCUGGAUGGCGCUGAUACUUGAGUGCCUCCAGGUGACUAGGAAUUAAAGCGUUUCUAAUUAUUAUGGUCUCUUUGCACUGGACGUGAUUCUUACUCCACUAUACUCACAAACUGCCCAAUCUCUUAAGUCUGUACUUAAGGUACGACUGAAGAGGUGGGGAGCCGGGUCAAAGCUAAACCUAACCCUGCAUGUCCUGCCCGCCAGUUACUCUUGUGCCUAGGGUGGGGGUUUUCCAUGGAGAAUGCUACCACAGUCCUCCAAGAACAGACCAAACGUCUAGCUCUGCCCUGGUUGUGCAGAAGGGCAGUGCAGGGAAGAGGUGAACCUUUUUCUUGCACACCCACCCCCUGCCUCCAUUUCAGUACUAGAACCCAGCUCAGUUCUACUUGCUUGUCCCCUCUUACUGCUCCAUGGUAGUCCUCACCCAGACCAUUCCAUGCUUCAUUUACGCACUCCACCCUCCUUGUACUUAAUAAACACUACUUUUAGUGGGAGCAUCCCAAAUGCAUCUUUACUGUAAGAAAAGCAGACUCUUAAAUGUGGAGCAAGCAGCUUUUCUCCCUGAUCCUCACUGCUGCCUCACAGUGCUGGAAACAGGGACUGGAAGCAGCCACUCACAGCAAACAGAAGGCCUCUGUUUCAACUUGAGACUCUCGGAAAUGAAGGCCUAAGCUCUCUGCCCAGCUAAGCACAGCAAGGAUUCCCCUGUUCUCCAGCGCUCAGGCUGUCUCCUGGGAUGCUUCUUGAAAAAUAAGUAUAUUUGAAAAAUCUACCACCCAAUAACGGAAGACAGCUAGCAUCAGAUUAAAAUCACCCUGAGGUUUCAGAUAAACAUGUGACCCAUCAGAAUCCCCAGGUCUUUGGGCAGUGUAGCUGGCAACUAUUUUUGGCGCCAUCUACUCCAUUGUUCUCCACCCAUCAACUCUGCUGGGUGUAAAACCAGCAGAAACGCAUACACACACUUAGCAGCACCCAAAGUCACAGCCAAACCGUGCACCAGGUGAAGGCCAUCUACAGUGGAGUAGGAAAUCACACUGCACAAAGCAACAAGCAACUGCUACAAGCAACAUGGCUGAGUCAGACGCAUAACGAGCAGCAAAAGCCAGUGCUAGCCAGGCGCUGGUGUCUCAUGCCUGUAGUCCUCGAUACUUGGGAAGCUAAAAUCAGAAGGAUCACAGUUCAAGGCCAGCCUGGGUAAACAGU
Messenger RNA from Castor canadensis (American beaver), 16689 nucleotides. It is a transcript of the gene Hectd4, whose product is annotated as HECT domain E3 ubiquitin protein ligase 4. Gene Ontology annotation, biological process: glucose homeostasis. NCBI's taxonomy places the organism in Eukaryota, Metazoa, Chordata, Mammalia, Rodentia, Castoridae. Gene Ontology annotation, molecular function: ubiquitin-protein transferase activity. The record is from RefSeq and is a predicted model, not a curated record.